Molecule: messenger RNA, 668 nt
Organism: Hevea brasiliensis (rubber tree)
Lineage: Eukaryota; Viridiplantae; Streptophyta; Magnoliopsida; Malpighiales; Euphorbiaceae
Product: 60S ribosomal protein L27a-3-like
Exons: 1
Coding region: 85-525 (146 amino acids)
Biological process (GO): translation
Cellular component (GO): ribosome; cytosolic large ribosomal subunit
Molecular function (GO): structural constituent of ribosome
Source: RefSeq, a predicted model, not a curated record
AACCCUAAUUCCCUUUCCUCAGUGGCUCCUCCAUUUAUCGAGCAGAGCCGCCCAAAUACCUUCCUUUAAGCGUAGAGAGCUGAAAUGACCACCCGAUUCAAGAAGAACCGGAAGAAGCGUGGCCACGUGAGCGCUGGCCAUGGGCGUAUCGGCAAGCACCGGAAGCACCCAGGAGGUCGCGGUAACGCCGGAGGCAUGCACCAUCACAGGAUCCUCUUCGAUAAGUACCAUCCAGGGUAUUUUGGAAAGGUCGGUAUGCGAUACUUCCACAAGUUGCGGAACAAGUUCUACUGCCCCAUAGUCAACAUCGACAAGAUCUGGUCGUUGAUCCCUCAGGAAGUGAAGGAUAAGGCUAGCAAGGACAAUGUGCCCAUUAUCGAUGUUACUCAGUAUGGUUACUUCAAGGUAUUGGGGAAGGGCGCUUUGCCAGAGAACAAGCCGAUUGUGGUAAAAGCGAAGCUGGUGUCCAAGAUUGCCGAGAGAAAGAUAAAGGAGAAUGGGGGAGCUGUUGUGCUAACGGCUUAAGCUGUUUUGUUCUUAUCAAUUUUUAGUCUUUGAGUUUUUAAUUUUUCAUUUUCAAGUGUUUUCAUAUUAAUGGGUACCUUAUUAUGGUUUUUAUUGAUACUUUUUGGUUUAAAAUAGAUUUGAAUUUGCUUUCCUAGUGCUUA